ACGGCGUCGUUUCACGUCUCCUUCUCCUUCUGCGACUCUAAAACCGUAGCCUUCUCUUCUCCUUACAUCUCUUCUUCUUGAACCUGCUCCGAUCCUGCAUUCACUCACACCGUCUGAGAAAGAAAAAACAAAAAAAAAAAAAAGUCUUCGGUUUUCGCUUUCUUGUUUUGACGACGCCGACGAGAAGAAGAGAGAGCAAAGCGAUGGGGUUGAUAUUGGAAGAGCAAGAGAACGACAUCGUCUUGGUCCCGCCCUCGAAUUUCUCAAUGGUCGAGGACGGCAUUUUCAGAUCCGGCUUUCCUCAACCCUCCAAUUUCGCCUUCCUCGAUACCCUAAAUCUCCGAUCCAUCAUAUAUUUGUGUCCCGAACCCUACCCGGAAGAGAACUUGGAGUUUCUCAGGUCUCGGAAUGUUCGUCUCCUUCAGUUCGGAAUCGAGGGGAAGACGGAGCCUUAUGUAUCUAUUCCCAAGGAGACCAUCAUGGAGGCUCUGAAAGUCUUAAUUGAUGUGAGAAACCAUCCAGUUUUGAUCCAUUGUAAGCGUGGAAAGCAUCGGACAGGUUGUCUUGUUGGUUGCCUGAGAAAAUUUCAGAAUUGGUGCCUGUCUUCUGUGGUUGAGGAGUACCAACGUUUUGCUGGUGCAAAAUCUAGGAUAACAGAUUUGAGAUUUAUAGAGAAAUUUGACGAAAUGUGCCUGAGGCAGUGUCUUUACAGCAUUAUAUACCAGUAUCAAGGAUAUGGUUCAAACAAGAGGAAGCUGCUGUACAGUGAAGAGCCUUUACAAAAGCCCCGAAUUACGUCAAUUUAGCCGGGCUUGAGGGAGCGUUUUCUUUCUUUCUUUCAAUUUUUUUU
Molecule: messenger RNA, 850 nt
Organism: Corylus avellana
Lineage: Eukaryota; Viridiplantae; Streptophyta; Magnoliopsida; Fagales; Betulaceae
Product: inositol diphosphatase DSP3
Biological process (GO): protein dephosphorylation
Cellular component (GO): cytoplasm
Molecular function (GO): phosphatase activity
Source: RefSeq, a predicted model, not a curated record